CACUCAACCAUUCAACUCCGACACGGGCAGCCGUGCACCGUCAGGUUUCUCCAGAGCUCUGCUGCACAGACAGCGACCCGAAGCUCAUCCACCUGCAGGAGGAGCUCACCGAGAAGACCAGCGGUGCUUCGUUCAGCCCUCUCCAACUUUUAUCCAUGACCGUUCCGUUCAGAUAAGGAUUAUUUUGGACUGGCUCCCGCUUUCCGCAUCGAUUUGACAAACAAGCCAGUGCGGCGACUGUGAUCUUGGCAGCAGAGCAGAACAGGACCGAGGUGUGAGUCUGCCGUCACUCAGGAUGUCCUCGCUCAUGCUUGUGACAGGGGUGCUGCUGCUCUCCGGCUGUUUGUCAGGGGGCUGCUCGCCCACGCCGGCCGAGAGUGGCUCUCAAGGUGCAGGGCGGCCGGAUGAUCCCGUAACCCCCUGCCCGUCAUGCGCUCUAGCCCAGAAGCAGAAGGACUCAGAGGAGCAGACCGACAUGGUGGAGGCGGUCAAGAGGCACAUCCUCAACAUGCUGCAUCUGAACACUCGGCCCAAUGUCACACACCCGGUGCCCCGCGCCGCCCUGCUCAACGCCCUCCGCAAGUUGCAUGUGGGACGGGUGGGUGAGGACGGCACAGUGGAGAUGGAGGAAGACGGAGGGGGGCUGGGGGAACACCGAGAGCAACCUGAGGAGCAGCCCUUUGAGAUCAUCACCUUUGCUGAGCCAGGAGAUGCCCCUGAUGUCAUGAAAUUUGACAUUUCUAAGGAGGGCAGCACUCUGUCUGUGGUGGAGCAGGCCAACGUGUGGCUGUUCCUUAAAGUUGCCAAGGGCAGCCGAGGGAAAGGGAAGGUGUCUGUUCAGCUCCUGCAGCAUGGCAAAGCUGACCCAGGCUCUGCGGACGGACCCCAAGAAGCGGUGGUGUCCGAGAAGACUGUGGACACACGGCGCAGCGGCUGGCACACACUACCGGUGCCCCGCACGGUGCAGACCCUGCUGGACGGGGACAGCAGCUUGCUCAGUCUCCAUGUCUCCUGUCCAAUGUGUGCCGAAGCCGGCGCUGUGCCCAUCCUGGUGCCUGCAGAAGGCAACAAGGGCAAAGAGAGAGAACAAUCUCACCGACCCUUCCUCAUGGUCGUGCUCAAGCCAGCCGAGGAGCACCAGCACCGGCGCAGCAAGCGUGGCCUAGAGUGUGACGGCAAAAUCCGCGUCUGCUGUAAACGGCAGUUCUACGUCAACUUCAAGGACAUCGGGUGGAGCGACUGGAUCAUCGCUCCGUCUGGAUACCACGCUAACUACUGCGAGGGCGACUGUCCCAGCCAUGUGGCCAGCAUCACUGGCUCUGCCCUCUCCUUCCAUUCCACCGUCAUCAAUCACUAUCGGAUGCGCGGGUACAGCCCCUUUAACAACAUCAAGUCGUGCUGCGUACCCACGCGCCUACGGGCCAUGUCCAUGCUCUACUACAACGAGGAGCAGAAGAUCAUUAAGAAAGACAUCCAGAACAUGAUAGUGGAGGAGUGUGGCUGCUCAUAAGACGCCAUGAACUCCUAACAAACACUUCAAUGUUGGUACAAAGCACAUAUCAGAGGACUGGCAGUCUGUGUUCACCCACAAACUUUUGAACUGCAAACUCGGGCAGCCUAUUUGUUUUUCGAUCAUUCCAGUAGGACUGAUUAUUGGAGCGGUCUUUGUGGCACUUUCAUAUAAAAAUGAUGGAGGAGAAUAAAGCAUAAUAUAUUUUUUUUAAUGAAGGGAGACUGAGAGGGAACGGGUGCAUGGGUCAAAGUGUCAGCCCUCAUUCUCUGCACUGCAAUAAAGAGACUUAUUUUGAAGUGUGGAAUUAUAUAUUCUGAGAAGAAGAAAAAAACAUGCAACUCUAUGCAAGUCAAGUAUUAUUACUGGAUGUUCUUUUUUUAUUAUUAUUAUUUGUCUUUUAGCUUUUGUUUAAUGUUGUUU
Messenger RNA from Sinocyclocheilus rhinocerous, 1933 nucleotides. Its product is annotated as inhibin beta A chain-like. Gene Ontology annotation, cellular component: extracellular region. The record is from RefSeq and is a predicted model, not a curated record. NCBI's taxonomy places the organism in Eukaryota, Metazoa, Chordata, Actinopteri, Cypriniformes, Cyprinidae. The coding region runs from base 296 to 1510 and encodes 404 amino acids. The transcript has 2 exons. Gene Ontology annotation, molecular function: growth factor activity; cytokine activity; hormone activity.